Molecule: messenger RNA, 999 nt
Organism: Nothoprocta perdicaria
Lineage: Eukaryota; Metazoa; Chordata; Aves; Tinamiformes; Tinamidae
Gene: SYF2
Product: SYF2 pre-mRNA splicing factor
Exons: 7
Coding region: 1-759 (252 amino acids)
Cellular component (GO): catalytic step 2 spliceosome; Prp19 complex; post-mRNA release spliceosomal complex
Source: RefSeq, a predicted model, not a curated record
AUGGCGACGCUCGGGGCGUUGGGGGCUGCGGAGGACGCGGGCUCGUCGGGCUCGGAGGACGAGGCGGGGUCCUGCGCGGCGGCGGCAGCCGCGGCCGAGGCGGCGGCGGCGAAGCGGGAGCAGCGGCUGCGCAAGUUCCGCGAGCUGCACCUGAAGCGGAACGAGGCCCGCAAGCUGAACCACCAGGAGGUGGUGGAGGAGGACAAGAGGCUGAAGCUGCCGCCCAACUGGGAGGCCAAGAAGGCCCGGCUGGAGUGGGAGCUGCGCGUGCAGGAGAAGAAGAAGGAAUGUGCCGCCAGGGGAGAGGAUUACGAGCGGGUUAAGCUGCUGGAGAUCAGCGCUGAGGAUGCGGAAAGGUGGGAAAGGAAGAAGAAGAGGAAAAAUCCAGAUCUUGGGUUUGCAGAUUACGCGUCCGCCCAGCUGCGCCAGUACCAGCGGCUGACCCGGCAGAUCAAACCCGACCUGGAGCAGUACGAGAAGCUGAAGGAGCAGUAUGGGGAGGCRCUCUACCCGACCUCCGACAGUCUCCUCCACGGAAGCCACGUGCCCUCUAAAGAAGGGGUUGAUAGAAUGGUUGCAGACCUCGAGAAACAAAUUGAAAAGCGUGAGAAAUACAGCCGGAGACGCCCCUACAACGACGACGCAGACAUCGACUACAUCAAYGAGAGAAACGCCAAGUUCAACAAGAAGGCGGAGAGAUUCUACGGGAAGUACACAGCUGAGAUCAAGCAGAACUUGGAGAGGGGAACAGCRGUCUGAACUGCCCUCUCCAGGGUUGGCUGUGAUAUUACAGCCUUUUUACAUCUAUUACAGUUUGGUAGGAAGAUAUGAACAUGUGUAGUGGGAAAAAACUCUCUUGUAGAUUGCUCAUUAAGUAGUGUAAAAUCUUCUGUAGUAGGAGAUGGUGUAAAAGCUUUACUAGUAACAUCAGCUGUAUAUAGCUCUUAACUGCAGCCGUAGCCAGCUCUUUCCCCUCAUACUUCAAAUAAAGACAAAAAA